Chaetura pelagica (chimney swift) is the source of this 1386-nucleotide messenger RNA. It is a transcript of the gene DAZAP1, whose product is annotated as DAZ associated protein 1. NCBI's taxonomy places the organism in Eukaryota, Metazoa, Chordata, Aves, Apodiformes, Apodidae. Gene Ontology annotation, molecular function: RNA binding. Gene Ontology annotation, cellular component: cytoplasm. The transcript has 12 exons. The record is from RefSeq and is a predicted model, not a curated record. The coding region runs from base 1 to 1257 and encodes 418 amino acids.
AUGUCUCUAGAGAUGGUGACAGCAAGUGGAACUUCAGAUUCUGGUGGUAUUUUGGUGCAGAAGCUCUUUGUGGGUGGCUUGGACUGGAGCACAACACAAGAAACUCUUCGUAGCUACUUCUCCCAGUAUGGAGAAGUCGUAGACUGUGUUAUAAUGAAAGACAAAACAACAAACCAGUCUCGAGGGUUUGGAUUUGUCAAAUUUAAAGACCCCAACUGUGUAGGAACAGUGCUGGCCAGCAGACCUCACACGUUAGAUGGCCGAAAUAUUGAUCCAAAGCCAUGUACACCUAGGGGGAUGCAGCCAGAAAGGACACGACCAAAGGAAGGAUGGCAAAAAGGAUCCAGGAGCGAUAACAAUAAAUCCAAUAAAAUCUUUGUUGGUGGGAUUCCUCAUAACUGUGGCGAGACAGAGCUCAGGGAAUACUUCAAGAAGUUUGGAGUGGUCACUGAAGUUGUAAUGAUCUAUGACGCAGAGAAACAGAGGCCCCGAGGUUUUGGAUUUAUUACUUUCGAGGACGAACAAUCAGUGGACCAGGCUGUCAACAUGCAUUUUCACGACAUCAUGGGCAAAAAAGUGGAGGUGAAGCGAGCGGAGCCCCGGGACAGCAAGAGCCAGACCCCUGGGCCCCCCGGGGCCAGCCAGUGGGGAAGCAGGAUCAUGCCAAGUGCUGCCAAUGGCUGGGCAGGGCAGCCCCCUCCGACCUGGCAACAGGGUUAUGGCCCUCAAGGGAUGUGGGUGCCAGCUGGACAGGCAAUUGGUGGGUAUGGACCACCUCCUCCAGGAAGAGGAGCUCCUCCACCACCACCACCAUUUACCUCAUACAUAGUCUCUACACCUCCUGGAGGAUUCCCUCCUCCACAAGGAUUCCCACAGGGCUAUGGCACCCCUCCACCAUUCAGUUUUGGUUAUGGUGCUCCACCUCCUCCACCUGACCAGUUUGCCCCACCAGGAGUCCCCCCUCCACCUGCCACUCCAGGGGCAGCACCACUAGCUUUUCCACCACCACCACCACCAUCUCAGGCAACUCAGGACAUGAGCAAACCCCCAACUGCUCAGCCAGAAUUUCCUUAUAGUCAGUUUGGGUAUGGACAAGACUUGAGUGGUUUUGGACAAGGUUUCUCUGAUCCCAGCCAGCAACCCCCUCCCUACGGAGGCCCCUCGGUGCAGCCAUCCAGUGGCCCCCCGGCCGGAGGAAGUGGUUUUGGACGAGGACAGAACCACAACGUGCAAGGAUUUCACCCCUACAGGCGCUAGCGGGGGCUGCAAGCAGGGAAUUCUGUCCACGCAGGGAUGUCUGGGCCCAGCAGAACCCAGCAAUCCCAGACUUCUGAACUUGUGACAAUCACAUACUUGAUGGAAGAAAAACCUAACAACAUUUUUUUG